AUGGUUCCCGUAUAAUAGCUCCACGAUAGCCAAGUUGAUCCAUAUAUAUUGAAAAUGUUUGCGAGAAACCGUAUUCUUGUUAAUUGCUGGUAAAAAAGAGUUUUAGACAAAUUAUAGUACUAUAAGUUAAAUGGAUUAGAUAGGAUAAUAGAAACUUAAAAUAUUGGAUUAAUACCAUGUUCUUUCAAGAGCUUUUUAAUACUAAGAUAUCUCAGAUAAAAAACAUUAGCUAUAAGUGAUUUCUUUGAAACCUUUUAAUAUGAAGCAAUAUAUGCUAUUACUGGAGUUAAUUCUACUUUAAAAGCUUCACAUAAAGCUCCGAGUUGUAAGACUGGGAAUGAUGUUCGAUGUCGAUACUGGUAUGCUUUAACUGCUUAAUAGGAAUCUGUACAAUUAUAUCCACCAAGCUUGACUUACGGAUAUUCUACUCCCUCUUUAUCUUCAUUAUCAUGUUAAAGGAUUAUGCUAUUUAACUAAACUACAUAGUCAGACGAUUUACAAAGCGUGAUUUGCUCAGGAUUAUAUUUUAAUCAAACUCAAAAUUAUUUCUAGAACUUUGCUAGUUCUACAAAAUAGGUUUACUUUUUAGAACCUACACUUGUAAUCACAAAAUGA
Messenger RNA from Tetrahymena thermophila SB210, 615 nucleotides. Its product is annotated as tetratricopeptide repeat protein. The record is from RefSeq and is a predicted model, not a curated record. NCBI's taxonomy places the organism in Eukaryota, Ciliophora, Oligohymenophorea, Hymenostomatida, Tetrahymenidae. The transcript has 2 exons.